AUGAACUGCAGUUGGAUAAAAAUAACACAAAAUUUACAGAAGGGUAUUUUGGUCAUUAACCAAUUGGAUGAUACAAAAUUUGAACAAUUUUUGAAAAGAAUUGUUAUAAAAUUACGAUUGCAGGAUACAGAAAUUUUUACAGUUGAUGAAAGAAAGAAACUUCAAGUAAUAUUUAAAAUAGAUGAAGAGACCUUAUUGAUAGCAAUCAAAACAAUAAUUUAUUUAUAUAAAAGGCUACUAAAAUUUAUAUUUAUGCCAGUUGAUUUACAAAAGGACCUGAUGCAUAUUGGAUUUAAUAAUGAAAAAACGGAAUUUAUUGUAAAGAUGUGGUCCUUGGAAAUAAGUCCUACCUUAAGUGAAUUAGCUUCAAAAGAAAGCAAUAAAUGUGGAGAGUCGCUAAAUUUUUCAUGGAAAUUGAAUACUGAAUUAAGUUCUAGUUUACAGAAAAAAUGUAAAAUUCCAAAAGCUUAUUUAUUAAUAUCUAAUGAGAAAGAAGAAAAUGAAAUGGAGCUUACUCAUUCUGAUCUAUAUGCAAUGUUCAUUCAACUUGAAUCCAUUCAAAAUGAUUUGGAUAAUCUAAUAUUGUAA
Molecule: messenger RNA, 588 nt
Organism: Parnassius mnemosyne (clouded apollo)
Lineage: Eukaryota; Metazoa; Arthropoda; Insecta; Lepidoptera; Papilionidae
Source: the annotation of a GenBank genome assembly